AUGACUCAGAUACUCAAAAACAUAGCCAUGUAUUUUGUUGGAAAUGAAUUCGAAAGCAGAGAUGUAUAUAUAAUAAUUAUAAAAUUUUAGGGAUUGAAUUUUUAAGAUUUGUAUGAUGUUCUUUUAGAUGAGAUGAUCGUAUCAAGCAAAAUACAAUUAAAAGAAAAUCUAAAGGAAUUGAUGGCUCAUAAGAUUAUAAUUGAGAAAGGUGGGAAGCACACUAUGCAAUAUUCAAACACAAUCCUCCAGGAAUUAUCUUAAGAGUUUGAUGAAGUUUUUAAAUAAUGA
Molecule: messenger RNA, 288 nt
Organism: Paramecium octaurelia
Lineage: Eukaryota; Ciliophora; Oligohymenophorea; Peniculida; Parameciidae
Source: the annotation of a GenBank genome assembly